AUGAGCUCUCCCUUCUUUGAUACUGGUAACGAAAGCAGCUCAGAAGAAAGGCGGGCGACGAAGCAUUUCAGUUUGGCGGCGGCCGCCUCUCGCCCCUUGCAAUUUUCGAUAAAUGAUGAAACUAAUCAGGCGGAGAUAACGUAUCGACCUGCGUCUGCCUCUACGCGGCUGGAAGCAACUUUUGAUGUUGAUUUAUCGGGCUCUGGGCCCUCAAAUGCCUAUCAGUAUGCAGUGUUGGGGCCGAGCGUGGGUCACAACCCAGAAAGUUUUGCACCCUCGCUGCGCUCGAAUGCUUUUCUCCCUCACGACCUGGAAUCAGCUAAUCGUUUUAACCUUGUGGCCUCUCAGCCCUCAAAUGCUCAUCCAGCCACGCUGAGUUCGGAUGACGGCGGGGAAAACGUUGCUUCAUCGCCCUCGAAUUCCUUUGUCUCUACGGAGCCAGAAGCAGAUGAUCAUGAUAAAAUUUUGGGUCGGCAAUUCUUAAAUGCAGAUCUGGAUGCAAAUAGUCUGGAAAACAACCAAGGAACUUUCAUUAUGCUCUCCGAUCUCGCUCCUUUGCCAGGCGAUGAGACCCCCACCACCACCACCACGCCUGAAAGUAUUUCUGAUGGCACCACCAGCACGCCUGAAAGUAUUUCUGAUGGCCAAAACCACCUGUCUCCCCAAGAUGUGGCACUACCAGCUCCCAAUACUGCUGAUUCAAGAUACCGUGAGUUACCGGCCACAACACAUCUGGAGGCAAUGCCGAGUUUGGACAACAACCAAGGAAAUUUCCUUCUGCCCUCCGAUUUCUCUCCUUUGCCAAGCGGUGAGACCCCCACUACCAUCACGCCUCAAAGUAUUUCUGAUGGCGAAAACCACCCGGCUGCCCAAGAUGUGGUACUACCAGAUCCCAAUGCUGCUGAUUCGAGAUACCGCGCUUUGCCGGAUGGCACCUUCAGCUGCAACAUGUGUGUCCGUGUCUGUAGGCGGGAGAAUAAUAUCAGGCGGCAUGUCACGCAUCAGCACCCAAUGCCAGGAUUCCCUGUCCCCAGGUAUCCCUGUGAUCACCCUGGUUGCGGUAAAUCAUACGCUUUUCCAGGCGAACUUGCGGCACAUAAGAGGAAGGACCACGAGGGGAAACCAGCACAGAAGCGGAAAAUGAAGGCCAAGGCGUCCGACGAGAUUUACUGGUGCAAUUACUCUGACGUGUGUCGCAAGAUAUUCAAGACUGUGCAGGGAAUUGAAGCACACUUGAACAAAGUGCACAACGUUGACGUGCAAAUGUCGGGACUCUUGGUACGCGAGAUGGUGCCGACCUUGUCUGGGCCUCAUGAUCCGGUCCCUGGCCCCUCACGAGAGAGGAACGAACCGAAUGUGCCACCUCUGAAGCGUCGGAAAAUGAACCUGAAGGUGCCUGAUAAAAUAUACCGGUGCAAGUACUUUCCGGUAUGCAAAAAGGAGUACAAGAUGUGGGGAAGAUUCCGGAACCACAUGAGGAAUGUGCACAUGGAGGUCGUGGAAAUGGCGGACUAG
Molecule: messenger RNA, 1515 nt
Organism: Puccinia triticina
Lineage: Eukaryota; Fungi; Basidiomycota; Pucciniomycetes; Pucciniales; Pucciniaceae
Exons: 13
Coding region: 1-1515 (504 amino acids)
Biological process (GO): regulation of transcription by RNA polymerase II
Cellular component (GO): nucleus
Molecular function (GO): DNA-binding transcription factor activity, RNA polymerase II-specific; RNA polymerase II transcription regulatory region sequence-specific DNA binding
Source: RefSeq, a predicted model, not a curated record